GGGCUGCUGUGUCUUGCAAAAUUUCUGGUAUUGUAACAAGCGCGAGGGGAGCAGGACGAACGUCGCGGGGUUUAACUAAGAUAUUUUAGGCGUAAAAAAACAGGAACUCUUCGGCGUUUUCCUUCACCGAAAUGUCUAUUCUACAUCGGAUUAAUGUUUUGUCAUCUUUGACAGCAUCCUUGUAGAGGAAAACCUUGUGAAUCGGACAAUUUGUGGUUCUGCUGCAAGGCUCGCGAGAGGGGUUACUUUACAGUUCCGCAAACAGAAUAAAGAAAGCAGCUUUGGGUAAAGGAAGCGAUUGGCAUAAUACUAGGGAACAAGUCACCAAACCAUCAUGGCAUGGCCCUGUAUCACCAGAGCCUGCUGUAUGGCUCGGUUCUGGGACCAGCUGGACAAGGCCGACAUUGCGAUGCCUCUGGUGUUCACCAAGUACUCGGACGUGUCCGAGAUGCAGCAUCUCCACCUGCAGCAUCCCGCGCAGAAGCAGCUGCACAUGGUCGCCAUAGAAACGCAGCCGCUUCACAGCGAUCACGAUGUGGUGACCAAAGGACCACCAGCCCAAGAGGAGAAAAUCUCCAGAUCCGUGAUGCGCCAGGACUUUAAACACUGGAAAGUUCGUCCUGAGCCUAGCUGCAAGCCCAAGAACGAGUACCACGAACCAGAAGUUCCUUUUAACAACGAGACCCAAUAUCAGAAGGACUUCAAGCCCUGGCCUGUCUCAAAGAAGGGAGACCAUCCUUGGAUUCCCAAACCCUCUCCGACCAUCUCAGUGGGCAAGGACCGAAUCCCUGACAGAUCCAAAUACACCCACGCCAGCACAGAGUUAGACGGUGGGGUGGAAAAGAGCGAGAUUGCUGACAAGGUACAAGAGAAGGAGAUUCUGUCUAGUGAAAGGAAAAAGAGGCAAAGCAAGAAAGUGGUUUCUGACGUGAAGUUUGAGGGGCAAAGCUUAGGGGAUUCCACAACUGCAGAAGGGAAAGGGAGGGCGGCAGUGGAUGCCCUCAACCUGCAGAUCAAACAGGAAGUCACCUCUGGCAGCUCCUACAGGACUGAGUUCAAAGCCUACACAGACGUGAAACCUGUAAAACUAAUGAGGUCGAUGUCUCAGUAUCAGCCUCCUGAUGCGAGGGCUGAUCUGCAAACCAGCUACAGCGCCACCUACAAGGGCUACCAGGCUAAACUGCAGCCAGAUGACAACAAGGCGCUGGAGAGGAGGAGGAUUCGCACACUGUACCAUGAACCUUACAGAGAGCUUAGUAAGGUGGAGAGAACAAGUCUUCCUCGCUCCAAACCAAAAAAGACCCCUGGCAAACCGCUGAAGAAGUCCAAGGAGAAGCAGGUGAUGUCGGUACGUGGUUCGAAGAAGAAGAGCUCCGAGAACCAGCCAGAGAGCAGAGUGGCGCCAGGCGACAAGGAGAAAAGUAAAGAGAUCAACAACAAACUGGCUGAGGCGAAAGAAUUCAUGUCAGUUUGUGAUGGAAGAGCUAAAGAUGUUAGUAGUUCAUGGAAAUGAAUAGCAUCUUUGUAUCUUAAUCCCUUUAUUUGCUGGCAUUAUGGGAUUGCAUUGUGUAAGAUCAUGCUUUGCAUUGUUUUUAUCAUGAACACCCCUCUACAAGUCCCCUCUCUGUCUCUGGUCUUAUUCGUUGUGGUCUUCUCCAUUUUCAAUAUGCAAGAAUAAUGUGGUUUCAUUGUCCUGCUGUUUGCCCAGUCAGUGCACAGUAAGCCUGUGAUCUUUUGCCAGAUUGAAGAUAAAAUUUGGUUGACUUGAAGCCUGUCUAUAAUGCAUUAUAAAAGCAUUCAUAUUACAUUUAUAAUGCCUUACUAUACAACUCAUAAUUAGUUGUAUUUUCUUGUGAAUAAUUGUAUCCACUUUCAUAAUACAUUAUAAUACUUAAAGAUGCACUCAGUAACUUUUGUCUUUGUGUCAUCUUGGACUUACACUGACACCUAGCGGCUUGGAUGCAGCAUAAUUUAAAAUCAAUAGUUUUCAGUUUCAGAUGCCAUUGUAGAAAUUUAGUAUUCACAGUCAGCCAUGAUUACUUUUAAUCAAUGAGUGAAAGUGUCAAAUAUAUUAUGGUUACUGAGAUUAAGCAAGUAAUAUUCGGCUGGUCAUGUGAUUCUAACAUGGCCGCCCCCAUAUGUGGACCCUCUCCAUGUAGAAUAAAACAGCUUUUAUAAGGUUACUGAUAUGACUGGGGUCUUCAUUUUAAUGUGAGUGGUCAUGAUUUCCUGCAUGUAUUUCAAAAUUACAAUUCAUGUCUAUAGGAGUUAAACUUUUUAAUGAGGAAAAAAUUACAGAGUGCACCUUUAACCAUAGUUAUAACUUUAAAGAGUGUAAUGGAUUAAAACACCUGAUCAAUUUGAUGUCUUAUGUAUCAUUUAUUUAAUGUGUUAAUGUGUAUCUUUUGCAAUUGAGUUUGUCAAUCAGUCCUGUGCACACAGGAUGCAUUAAUCUGUUUCAUCUGCACUAUUUUUAACAGUCGUCUAUGUAUAGUGCAUCAGACAGGUGCUUUUGGAGCGUCGCACUAGUUUUUAGUGUUAUAAAUGCGUUUUUUUAGGAUGCUGUUUUUUUAAAAAAGCAUCUUGCAAUGCAUUCUGUUUUGCUACUGUCAAGAACAUGUCCUGUGUGACACCUCUCAUUCUGUAGCUACACACUUUAUAAGGUUGAGGGGCGCUGACUGCCCCCUGCUGCCAUGGUUCAUAAAAACACAAAGUUACUUGUACUUUAAAUUAGAUGUAUUUCAAGCUUGAAUUAUUGUUAUGGAAUUUACAUACAGGUCAGGGGCCAUGAUUAAUUGCAAUUAAUUAAAGUUUAAUGCGUUGAUUUUUCUUAAUCGUGAUUAACGCAUUUACUGUUAAUAAAGCAUAAACAGCAAAAACAGUGGUGGGACUAGGGCGGAACAUUUGCUAUGUGUCUGACCGGAGUGAUUACACUGACGCACACACCACAACACACAACAGCGAUGGGAAAGGACCUCUUAACGCUAUUUGUAUUUACAAAGCAAGAAUUGUGACAGGAAACAAGUACUAUGCAGCCUCUGUAAUGCGCAGAAUAAUUACAGUUUAUUACAGUAUAUAUAGAGUCAAUUUCAGCACUUUAAAAAUCUGCGAUUAAUCGCAGUUUACUAUGAAAAAUUAUGCGAUUAAUCAUGAUUAAAAUUGUAAUCAUCUGACAGCACAAAUAUAUACAGUAUAUACACAUACAUUAAAGUGCCAUUUGCAAUCUGUUUUACUUUCGUAAUGCAUUUCCAAGUGAAAAAAUGUGGAGUGGGACUCAAUUAUAUCCAUUGGGAAUUGAUUGGAUUAUGAAAAGUGGGUGUUUCAUACCUGAAUGGAGCCAGGUGGUUGAAAGGGCGGGGCUGAGAAAUAAGAGGACUUGGUGAUGUGAUCUAAAAAAUAAAGUUGUUUUAAAGGCAGAGCAAGUUAUACAUGCAUACAAGCAGUGCUGGGCAGAUUACUUGUGAAUUGUAAUCAGGUACUGAUUGCAAAUUACAUGACAAAUUUUUUUCUAAUGUAAUCUCAUAGAUUAUGUUUUGGUGUAAUCUAAUCCAAUUACUUUUGGAUUACUUUCAACCAAAUUCUACUUUAUUUUAUGUCACAUGCAUUUGAGUAGGAUAAAAAUGUAUUCCAUUCUUUGAACUAUUGUGUUCCCUGCGGGCAGGACCCUUAGAAAUUGCAUCUACUAGAUCCUUUGAAGCAGUUAAAUUCAAUGUGUGAGCUGCACACCAUUGGUGAGGUAGUAAAAAAUAAUACGAUAAAAAAAAAAAAAACAUAUCUAGUUCAUUUUAAAUGCAUAAAACAAUAGAAACAUUACAUAAAUGAACCUGAAAUCAACAGCAAUGACAUUGCUAGGCCAAAGCUAACAGCUCAGAACUCUGACACACUUUCUUUUAACCCUUACUACUUAGUAAUAGUCCAUUGCUUAGCUAAGGUGCAUAUCUUACUGUAGUAACGUAAAAGGAGCACAUGCUCAAAAUGUUCAUCUGUGAGACUAUUGCGUUUCGGGGUAAGAAUAUGAUGAUAUUAAUAUGAAAAUGAUCAAUAAAUUAUUAACAUUUUACUGUCGUUGCCUUGUUAAUAUGUAAUCUAUAAAAAAAGUAACUGUAGUCUGAUUACAAGUAUUUUUAAAUGUAAUUUAAUCCAAUUACAAGUACUUGAUCUUUGUAAUAUGAUAAUGUAAUCCAGAUUACAUGUAAUCUGUUACUACCCAGCACUGCAUACAAACAGUUUUCUUUUUUAAAUAACAACCCAGUAACUAAAUCAUGCAAACAUGUAACCAAGAAAAUGUAUUAAGAAAGUAAAUAAUGUCAAUUCUGAUUUCAUGUUCACUUGUAAUGCUGUGGAGCAUUUUGAACUGUUUUUAUUAUUAAAAAUACAGUGCAAAACAGUAUAGCCCGAUUUCCAAAUGAAUGACUCUCAUGAGUCAGUUCUUUUGAAUCUAUACUGAAAACAUACAGCACUUCCUACCAAAAUAAUUACUUUUAUUAGCCCGUUGCUAUCAAUUUGCCAUCAAUUCCAAAUACUUCUUCCUCCAAAGUACUGAAAGAAUCAUUAAUGGAACCGUUUAGGCACUGCAGUCAUUAAGAGGAAUCAGAACGAGAAUUAAUUCAAUUCCUUGCCAUUCCCAUUCAUAUUUAUAAGAAUAUAUAAUGCAUUAUAAUUAACAUUGUGUAUUUUUUAAGGACUUAUGAAUACUUUUAUAAUGCAUUACAUAAACAGGCUUCAAGGAAGUGGUGCCAAAUCUAGACUCAAAGACCGUGUCUUUUUAGAUCUGAUUCUGGUGAAAUUGCAGAAUUUCGUAAUGAAUGAAAGGAAGUAUUGAUUUCUUCAGCCUGGCUGUGGAACACAGUCUUGAGGGCCACAAGGCGCUUCUCUGCUCUGCUGUGCUCUGAUAUUUCAGGGUGAGGGCCUUUUCUUGUAUUUUGCAGCCUUUGGUGACUCAAUUACUUUACUAUGAUAAUGUGGGGAUAAAGGGAAGGAGUCCUGGGGAGACAGAGGAGGAAAAACUAGUAGGGUUGUACAUGUCCAGCGUGUGUGUGUGCGUGUGUGUACUUAGCACAGGUGCAAUAGUCCAUGCAUUCUGAAACAGGAGAGAAAAAUAUACAAAUAAUAAUAAUGUGAUGUGAAGGGGCCUCAGAUUUAACUGUGAUGAUGUGAAUUGUGAUUUCUCUCUGCUUGCUCAUAUUUAUUGAAAUUAAUAAAUGCAAACGCAUAAACA
Messenger RNA from Myxocyprinus asiaticus (Chinese sucker), 5218 nucleotides. RefSeq names its product microtubule-associated protein 6a (gene map6a). Gene Ontology annotation, molecular function: calmodulin binding; microtubule binding. The coding region runs from base 335 to 1513 and encodes 392 amino acids. Gene Ontology annotation, biological process: regulation of microtubule cytoskeleton organization; microtubule cytoskeleton organization; cytoskeleton-dependent intracellular transport. Gene Ontology annotation, cellular component: microtubule; Golgi-associated vesicle; cis-Golgi network. The record is from RefSeq and is a predicted model, not a curated record. The transcript has 4 exons. NCBI's taxonomy places the organism in Eukaryota, Metazoa, Chordata, Actinopteri, Cypriniformes, Catostomidae.